AUGCUGCUCCAGUCUCCAGAUAUCCAGGCGGAUUUGAACGAAGAAGCCCUGAAAACCAAGGGAAAGGUCUAUAAUAUGGGAGUAACCGGUUCAUCCAUGAAACGGAUAUAUGAACCUAUCCACGGCGACGACACAGACGCAGAGCUUUACCAUUCACUGAAAGUUACUGCGUCCCAUACUUGCCGCAAGUCUCAUGUUUGUCUUAUAGCACCCUGGAUAGCUUCCACGCUCUGCUUGUCCCUUAUCACCGGUUAUUUGAUAUGUCAACAAACAUACGCGUACGGCUCAGCGGCCUUUCCAACGGACCUUCGUGAUGCACACCCCUAUGUUAUGUAUGAGGAGCGCGUGUUUUCUGGGAAGCUUGCCUUCAGCAAGGAGAACGGCAAGGUCUACCGAGAUAUUGACUCAUCUCAGCCACAAUAUUUUGGACUUCCUUCUCCUGAUAUCGAUAACGCUUGGGCUGAUAUUCUACGAGGCGAGUUCGUGAGGAUGACAGACGAGGAAGCGGGACCAUACACACCAGAUCUCAACAAAUCUCCUUUUUCGCAUCACUACCACUUUGAGUGA
Messenger RNA from Penicillium verhagenii, 567 nucleotides. RefSeq lists its product as uncharacterized. NCBI's taxonomy places the organism in Eukaryota, Fungi, Ascomycota, Eurotiomycetes, Eurotiales, Aspergillaceae. The record is from RefSeq and is a predicted model, not a curated record. The transcript has 2 exons. Gene Ontology annotation, biological process: mycotoxin biosynthetic process. Bases 1 to 567 code for a protein of 188 amino acids.